AUGUCUGGAGCCAUGAGAAUCUUUUUCUUAAUUUUUGCUGCUCUCAUUCUCCUUGCUGGCAUUUUCUCAGCUAGCGGAGGGAUGCACAGAGAGCCACGUUGUCUGAAACCGGACGGUCACCGUGAAGCCGAGUGCCUUUCCUUUGAGGUUAAGAUUGGGGGCUGUAGAACUGAACUGACACCACUCUGUUGAAGAAAAAGGAAGAACAAGUACAAGCCAAGCCGCAGCUGCAAAAAAAGAGAGGCGAAGA
This is a messenger RNA of Panthera uncia (snow leopard), 250 nucleotides long. RefSeq names its product beta-defensin 107A-like. The record is from RefSeq and is a predicted model, not a curated record. The coding region runs from base 1 to 192 and encodes 63 amino acids. NCBI's taxonomy places the organism in Eukaryota, Metazoa, Chordata, Mammalia, Carnivora, Felidae. The transcript is spliced from 2 exons.